This is a messenger RNA of Pristis pectinata (smalltooth sawfish), 1339 nucleotides long. Its product is annotated as ectonucleoside triphosphate diphosphohydrolase 2-like. Lineage: Eukaryota; Metazoa; Chordata; Chondrichthyes; Rhinopristiformes; Pristidae. Gene Ontology annotation, cellular component: plasma membrane. The transcript has 6 exons. The coding region runs from base 158 to 1339 and encodes 393 amino acids. Gene Ontology annotation, biological process: nucleoside diphosphate catabolic process. Gene Ontology annotation, molecular function: GDP phosphatase activity; UDP phosphatase activity. The record is from RefSeq and is a predicted model, not a curated record.
CGGGCGGGUGGGAGGGCCCCGCACGGUGCGGGGGAGCGCGGCGGCUGUGGGAGGGAGCGCGGGGAGGGCGGAGGCUGGCGGUGGGCGGGGCGGGGUGGCCGUGCUCCGUUCCCGGCGGGUAGUCGCGGGCACCAGCCGCACCCCGCACUGGCUGAGCAUGGCCCGCCUGCCUCAGCUCGCCCUGUCGGCAGCGCUCGGCGCCCUUGGGCUCCUCGGCAUCGUCCUGCUCGCCGCCACGUCCCGGGACCGGGCCGAACCGCCAGCCUACAAGUACGGGAUUGUGAUUGACGCCGGCUCCUCGCGCACAACCGUCUUCAUCUACAAAUGGCCAUCUGGGAAAGAGAACAACACUGGCAUCGUGAGCGAACACAGCAGCUGCCAGGUGGAAGGUGCAGGAAUCUCGAGCUACGAAGAAAACCCAGCCAAAGCCGGGAACAGUCUGAAGGCCUGCCUCGACAAGGCUCUGAGAAGUGUCCCUUCCGAGAGGCACACCGAGACCCCCCUCAUCCUUGGCGCAACGGCUGGUAUGCGCUUGCUGAAUCUGACCAACCCUGAAGCAACCCAGGACAUCCUUGCAGAGAUCAACAGCACCCUGAGGUCCUACAGCUUCAGCUCCCGAGGGGCCAAGAUCCUGUCAGGGAAGGAGGAGGGGGUGUUCGGCUGGGUCACCGCCAACUACCUGAUGGAGAACUUUAUAAAGUACGGCUGGGUGGGCAAGUGGUUCUACCCCGCCCGGCACACGGUGGGCGCCAUGGACCUGGGAGGGGCGUCGACGCAGAUAACGUUCGUGCCUGGGGAGGCAGUGAAGGAGCCGGAGAGCGAGGUGGGGCUGCAGCUAUACGGCCACCACUACACCGUGUACACACACAGCUACCUCUGCUACGGCAAGGACCAGGUCCUCCGCAUGCUCCGCACCAAGAUACUGCAGACCCACAGUUCCAACAGCAUUGUGACCAGCCCCUGCCUACCCCUGGGCUACAAUGUCUCCUACACUCAGAGAGACAUCUACGAGAGCCCCUGCACCAAGGACCACCGACCCCCCGGUUACUCCCCUGGAUCCAUCAUCAGUUUCCGUGGCUCCUCCGAACCGCGCGACUGCCAGCAGUUCGUCGAGGCCAUCUUCAACUCUGCCUCCUGUGACCACAGUGACUGUGCCUUCAAGGACGUCUACCAGCCCCCCGUGUCCGGAAACUUCCUGGUGAGUUGCCGCAGAUUCCCUUCGGUGACAGGUGGAGCCGGAGCCGGAGCCCGAGGUGGCCCGCGGGAGAGGGGAACCCUACCCCGACCUCAGGGCUUCCCCUGCCUGGGACACAGAGCUCGGAGACUGUACCCAGCCUGA